Molecule: messenger RNA, 249 nt
Organism: Opisthorchis viverrini
Lineage: Eukaryota; Metazoa; Platyhelminthes; Trematoda; Opisthorchiida; Opisthorchiidae
Exons: 1
Coding region: 1-249 (82 amino acids)
Source: RefSeq, a predicted model, not a curated record
AUGCAAUGCACACCCAGGGAAGCCAUCAAAGGUACUCCAAUCACAUUCGAAAUGAUACGCAAGGCAACCAUAGAAGAGCCACUGCUGAGUCAAGUAGAGAAGUACCACCUCUCCAAGUGGUCACAAAACGGUACUGGAUACGCCAAAUUCCCGGAUUCUUGUACCACAGCUUUCGUGCAAGAUGUACUUAGUUUGGUCUGGAGUACUGCAAAGGAACAAGGCAAAUUCUUCGGUUCCUGCGUGGCAUGA